This is a messenger RNA of Thecamonas trahens ATCC 50062, 2923 nucleotides long. RefSeq lists its product as uncharacterized. NCBI's taxonomy places the organism in Eukaryota, Apusomonadida, Apusomonadidae. Gene Ontology annotation, biological process: ammonium transmembrane transport; ammonium homeostasis. The record is from RefSeq and is a predicted model, not a curated record. Gene Ontology annotation, molecular function: ammonium channel activity; protein binding. Bases 1 to 2862 code for a protein of 953 amino acids. Gene Ontology annotation, cellular component: plasma membrane. The transcript has 3 exons.
AUGGCUCGCUCGUCUACCGCCAGCUCGACGGCGUCGUCAUCGGGCGAAAGCAGCUCUGCCAGCAACAAGUCGUCGUCGUCGGCAUCGCCGUCGGCCUCGUCAAAGUCUGACUCGUCGGCCGCAUCUUCCUCCUCCACCUCCUCCAACACCCUCGAGGCCAUGUCCUCCGUCCGCUAUCAGUCGGAUGAAGACUCGACGGUGGUUGCAGCCAACCUCGACGACUUUUUCAAGGCGUGCCGGCGUGGCGACCAGGAGCGUGCGCUCCGGAUGAUCCAGAAGAACAAGGUGGAUGUCAACACGGCGCAUGGGAAGAACGAGCGGACGGGGCUGCACAUUGCGGCCGAGGGUGACUUUUACGCGUUGGCGUCGAUGUUGCUCAAGCACGGGGCCAAUGUCAAUGCCAAGGAUCGGCGCAAGUACACGCCGCUGGACAAGGCGCUGCAGCACUCGUCGAAGCGGGUCCACGCGCUGCUUGUGGAGGCCGGCGGCUCGCGGAACCGGGUCAAGGCUGAGACGCUGCACGAUGCCGCUACACUGGGCGACUUUGAGGCGGCCAAGGAGAUGGUCAUCGGUGGGACCGAGGCCGACGUGACCGACGAGCGUGGGCGGACGCCGCUCCAUCGCGCGGUUGUGGCCGGCUCGGAGGACAUUGCGCUGCUCCUGCUCAAGGCCGGCGCCGACCCGCUGCACAAGGACAUCUUUGGUGUCACGCCGCUUGACGAGGCCGAGCGCCACCGGGCGCACGCCGGCUCGAACCGCCUGUAUGACAUGCUUGCCGGCGCCGCUGGCUCUGCCGAGCACCACAAGUUCUACCAGAACCACUUUUUCGUGGCCCUCGCCGUCCUCCAGGUUGUCCUCAUUGUGCUCUUUGCUCUCUUUGCCACCUAUGGCGACGACGCCGACCGCGACCUCGCGCUGCAGGACGGCAAGCUCCAGCCGAACGCCCAGCUUGACACCUACCCACUCUACCAGGACGUCCACGUCAUGAUCUUCAUUGGCUUUGGCUUCCUCAUGACCUACCUCCGCAAGUACGGCUUCUCGUCGGUCUCGGUCACGCUCCUCGUGGCCGCCUUUGUCAUCGAGUGGCACAUUCUUGUCUCAGGCUUUUUCGAGAACGUCUUUGACGGCGGCUUUACGCACAAAGUCGCCAUCGACAUCAACAAGCUGCUUGUGGCCGACUUUGCCGCCGCUGCCGUCCUCAUCUCGUUUGGCGCGCUGCUGGGCAAGAUCUCGCCGCUGCAGAUGCUCUUUGUGGCCUUUUGGGAGGUUAUCUUCUUUGCCGUCAACGAGGAGAUUGGGCUCCACCUCGAGAUUGCCGACGUCGGUGGCUCGAUGGUGGUCCACGUCUUUGGCGCGUACUUUGGCGUGGCAGCGUCGUACAUGCUCACCACGCGGGCUGCUAUGGCACCGGGCUCGGAGAAUGGCUCGUCGUACCGGUCGGACCUGUUUGCCAUGAUCGGCACCGUCUUCCUCUGGCUCUACUGGCCGUCGUUCAACGCCGCACCGGCCGCCGAGGACCUCCGCCACCGUACCAUCGUCAACACGGUGCUCUCCAUCUCGGCGUCGGCUGUCACCGCCUUUGCCGCCUCGUCGUACUUUUCCGACACCAUGCGCUUCGACAUGGUCCACAUCCAGAACGCCGUGCUCGCCGGCGGCGUCGCCGUUGGCUCCAUCGCCAACAUGCCCAUCGAGCCUUACGCCGCCAUCCUGGUCGGCACCCUUGGUGCCAUUAUCUCGGUCACGGGCUACGUCGUCUUCCUCCCCAAGCUCCAGAACUGGUUCGGCAUCCACGACACCGCCGGUGUCCAGGCCCUCCACGGCCUCCCGGGCAUCCUCUCCGGCAUUGCCUCGGCCAUUGUCGCCUGGUCGGCCUCGUGCUACAAGUUUGGCGGCGAGGAGGCCCUCGCCCAGCACUACUCCUCGUUCUCGACCUCGUCGUCGGACUGCUCCAUGAUUGCCCAGGGCACCAUGCAGAUCAUAUUCCUCGUCAUCACCCUCGCUCACGCCAUGCUCUCCGGCCUCAUCGUCGGCUACUGUGCUCGCCUGAAGUGGUUCGCCCCUUCGGUCGAGUACUUUGUCGACUCGGAGAACUUUGAGGUUCCCGAGAUCGAGGAUCCGUACUACUUUGACAACCACGGCCUCGAGGAGGCCGUCGCCACCAUUGUCGACGAGAUUAACGUCCGCAAGAACCGCUCGUACUCAUCGCUCUUUGACGUCGACGAGCCCAAGCCGGCUGCCAAGGGCAAGGGCAAGGGCUCCAAGGGCUCCAAGGGCUCCAAGGGCUCCAAGGGCUCCAAGGGCUCCAAGGGUUCCAAGGGCUCCAAGGGCAAGGGCCCGUCCAAGAAGGCGGUGGCAGGCGCGGUUUCCGCGGCCGCGUCGUUGCGGCUGAUGGGUUCAGCUGCCUCCGAGUCGGCGCACUACGCGCUCGGCACCAUCGUGAGCAUCAAAAGUUCCGAGACGGACAUCCGCGAGUGGGUCGCUCCUGCUCCACAUGUCAAACUCCUCUCUGGUACCGCGCUCGGUCUCUUUGCCACCUACUGUGUUCUACUCUCCAAGGAGAGCCUCAUUGCCGGCUUCUCGCCGCUCGGCCAGCAGCAGCUCCACUUUCCUUUGCCCAGCAAGUGCAUCGAGGCGUGGGUGAGCCUGCUCGUGACGAUGGCGCAUGCAGUUCGCGGUGUACACGCGUCUAUCCGUGACAAAAACAACGCUGAUGAAGAUUGCAACAGCGAGGCUGAUACUGACGACGAUGACGAACUGGACACCAAUGACGACGGCCUCGGCCAGUUCUACGCCCCGCCGGCCAUCUGGGCCACCGAUUCAGACUCAUCGUGUUCAAGCCCCGAGGCCUGGGAGAGCCUGUAGCGAGAGCAGCAUAGCGCUGCAACAUCUUGUCGAGUUUGCAGCUACGACUAUCAAAAACCAU